CCUAGCAGCCCGGCCGCCGGACAUCCUCGCCCAGCCGCGCAGCGGUCCUCCCCGGCCAUGCAAGGCGCAGCCCCGGCGGGGACAGACCAGCUCCGGGCAGGCGAAGCGGCUCGGCCGGGGCUGCCUUCGGGCCGAGCGUGACGGCCGGGGCAAGAGGCGGCGGGGCCGGAGCUGCCGAGGUCCCCGGGGCGAGGAUGGGCUGAGGAUGGGCCGGCAGCCUCCGCCGUCGAGGAUGCUCUGGGCGGGCGCCCUGCUCCUGCUGGCGGCGCUGGGGGGCGCGGGCGGGGCGCGCAGUUGCCCCCUCCAGCUGCGCGGCUGCAAGUGCGUGGGCGAGAGGCCGAAGGGGCUGGCCCCGGCCAGGAAGCGGGUCAGCUGCAGCGGCGAGGAGCUGCGGGAGCCGCCGGCGUCGCGCUUCCUGCCCAACGGCACCGUCACCCUGAUUUUGAGCAAUAACAAAAUAACAACCCUGAAGAACGGCACUUUUUUUGAACUCCAUGCUCUUGAAAAGUUAGACCUAAAGAACAAUUUGAUUAGCAUCAUUCAGCCUGGAGCUUUUCUGGGUCUUCAGGACCUGAAACGCUUGGAUCUCUCCAACAACCGCAUUGGCUGCUUCAACAUCGGCCUCUUGCAGGGACUGUCCAGCCUUAUCCGUCUGAACAUAUCAGGAAAUAUCUUCGCCACCCUCCAGAGUGGAGUCUUUGAUGAGUUGCUGUCUCUGAAAGUACUUGACUUUGCCACUGAAUACCUGACCUGUGACUGCCAUUUGCGCUGGGUCCUAGCCUGGUCCAAAAGCCAUUCUGUCCAGGUAUCUGAUAAGACGGUGUGUGUCUACCCCAGCAACUUGCAUGGGAAGCUACUACGAAACAUCAGAGAGAGCCAACUGCGCUGUGAAGGGUCCCCAGAGCUGCACACCCAUCAGCUAAUCCCCUCCCUGAGGCAAGUUGUCUUCCAAGGAGACCGACUCCCUUUCCAAUGUACAGCCACCUAUCUGGACAACAGCACACACAUCCUCUGGUACCACAACCGUGCACUGGUGCAAGAAGAUGAACCUAGCGGCAUCAUCUUAGAGGACAGCCUCGUUCAUGAUUGCACUUUAAUCACAAGUGAGCUCAUCCUGUCGAACAUCCAUGUCUCAGCUAAUGGUGAAUGGGAAUGUACCAUCUCCACUGCCCAGGGCAAUGUUAGCAAAAAGGUGGAAAUUGUUGUGCUGGAGACCUCAGCCUCAUACUGCCCACCUGAGCGGGUUACAAACAACCGUGGAGACUUCAGGUGGCCACGGACUUUGGCUGGCAUCACUGCUUAUCAAUCCUGCCUCCAGUAUCCCUUCACUUCUGGGAAUGCAGGCUCUGGCCAUGAAAAGCAGGCAUGGAGACACUGUGACCGCACAGGCCACUGGGAAGAAGAGGACUAUUCACACUGCUUGUACACCAAUGAUAUCACCCGUGUACUCUACACCUUUGUGCUGAUGCCUAUCAAUGCCUCAAAUGCACUAACCUUAGCUCACCAGUUGCGGGUCUACACAGCUGAAGCUGCCAAUUUCUCAGAUAUGAUGGAUGUCAUCUAUGUGUCUCAGAUGAUUGAAAAGUUCACUGGUUAUGUAGACCAGAUCAAACAGCUGACCGACGUCAUUGUGGAGAUGGCAAGUAACAUGAUGCUGGUAGAUGACCAUGUUCUGUGGAUGGCCCAGAUUGAAGACAAAGCUUGUACCAGCAUAGUGCACUCCUUGGAGAAGAUUGCGACUUAUGCUGUCAGCAACAACUCUCAGCAUAUGGCUGUGAACUCCAGGAACAUCGCCUUUGAAGCCUACCUUAUCAUGCCAGAAAGUUAUCUGGGCAUGAGCUGCAUGGCUUUUCAGAAGCGUGAGAACCUUGGUAACCGUUCUCCACGACAGGAACGGUAUUCUGAAUCCUUGGCAGACCAGCAGUUGAAGUUCCGUUGUGCUACAGGCCGGCCAAACAUCUCCUUGGCCAGUUUCCACAUCAAGAACAGCAUUGCUCUGGCCUCCAUUCAGUUGCCUCUGGGCCUCUUCUCCCCAUCAGUUCCCCACCAGCCCGUGCCCAUCAGGUGUAAGCUUCAGUUCCUGGUGUUCCGCAAUGGAAAACUCUUCUGCAGCACUGGAAAUUCUUCACACCUCGCUGAUGAUGGCAAGCGACGCAGCGUAGCCACUCCGGUGAUCUAUGCAGGCACACAUGGCUGUGGCGUAAGCAAUCUCACUGAGCCAGUCAUCAUAUCGUUGCGGCAUUUGGACCAAGGCACAGAUCGCACAGCCGCUUUCUGGGACUUUGACAUUCUGGGUGGUUAUGGCGGCUGGAGAGCAGAAGGUUGCCAGCUGAUCCUUCAGGAACCCAACUUCACCACUGUGAGCUGCCGACAUCUCAGCAACACUGCUGUGCUGAUGGAACUGAGCAACUUCCUGCAUGACUCACCAAGUCCCGCUGAGGUGCUUCAUCCUGUAAUUUACAGUUGCACGGCUCUCCUCCUCUUGUGCCUGUUUACCACCAUCAUUAUCUACAUCAUCAAUCACAGCACCAUUCAUAUUGCACAGAAGUGCUGGCAUAUGCUGCUAAACCUUUGUUUUCACAUCGCCAUGACAUCUGCUGUGUUUGCAGGUGGCAUCACUCUCACCAACUACAUAGCCAUCUGCCAAGCUGUUGGCAUCAUUCUCCAUUAUUCUUCCUUGUCUACUCUUCUGUGGAUGGCAAUGAUGGCACGAGUGAUCUACAAGGCAUCCGCCUGGAAGGCACCCCAACAGCAGGAAGGGGAACCAACUCAGCCUGCUCCUCGUCCAAUGCUACGGUUCUACCUGAUUGCUGGAGGGAUCCCCUUGAUCAUCUGCGGGAUUACAGCAGCAGUUCGUAUUGACAAUUAUGGAGAUCAGGACUCGUACUGCUGGCUGGCUUGCCGACCAAGCAUUGGAGCAUUCUAUGUGCCUGCAGCUUUCAUUUUGCUCAUCACCUGGAUUUAUUUCCUGUGUGCCGGAAUCAGUCUGCAGUGCCGAGCUAAGGAUCCCAAAGAAAUACCAAAACCCUUGGAAACAAGGCAGCGCUUCGGAGGCAGUAGCAACUUGUUAACCGAUUCAGGGUCGCUUUCAGUCACCCUGAAUUCCAGCCCCCACGCUGGUGAUGUUGAUGGUGUGUAUUCUCUAGGGGUGCAACUCUGGGCCCUUGUCAUCACCCAUUUCCUAUACCUCACUUUAUGGACAUUUGGAGCAAUGGCAGUAUCUCAGCGUUGGUUCCUCCUGAAGGUUGUCUUCAGUUGCCUCUAUGGAGUCACCGCUGGAGCCUUAGGAUUUUUCAUCUUUAUCUACCACUGUGCCCGACGGAGAGAUGUACAGAGUUUAUGGUUUACCUGUUGCCCAUCUUACAGGAAUGCUUUACCUAUGCAAGCUUAUGGGCACACUGCAGCGGGUGUUGAAGAUGGCUCACAGGUCUUCAUUGGCUGCAACCCAGAAGUAGCUCAGUCCAUUAAGUCUUCAUCUUCCCCUACCAGCACAAUUUCAACCCCAGGGCCCUGCAAACUCAACAAUUUGCAAGUGGCUCUUGCCCAGCCAGACAGUAACCCUGUAACAACUGCCUGCUAUGAGGAAGCAGAGCCUUCCAACAGUAAGAGUAUCCCCUCAACCAGGUAUACGAACAAUCUCCAUGGGCGCACCAGGCACCAUAAAAGCAGAACUAAACUCUAUAGAGAAGGGAAGCAUCAACGCCUGAAGGCAAUGCGGGGACCAUCCUCAGAGCAUCCUACUAGUGAGAGUGGGAGCCUUCAGAACAGUCAUUCAGAAAGUUACCAAAGCAGCCGGAAUAGCCCUUUGAACAAUCAGAACCAAGGGAAAGUUGUGACUCUGGAAUCCACCCUGACGCAGUCGGACUUGAGUGAUGGCAGUGGUGGCCCCCAGUCUGCAGAUUUUGGGCGAGGCCAGAGGAGAAGCGCCAGCAGAGACAACCUUAAGCAUCAGGCCAACCCCUCUGUUGAAAGAGAGACUAAGAGGCGCUCCUUCCCACUCAAUGCAGCAAACCAGAAUGGGGUCCUGAAGGGCAGCAAGUAUGACAUUAAUCUCAGUGGUGCUGACAAUGCAAGCAGCAUGAAAACAGGUCUCUGGAAGAGUGAGACAACAGUGUAGGAAAGGGUCAAAGACCUCUGCAGCUGGGAUCCUAGAGCAACACCAACUCAGGUAGGAAGCUGCAGGUUAUCCUUGUAGCCACAGCCUACCAGACUCAGUGAAGAGAACACGCUUAUGCACUACAUAGGUUUAGAUAAUAUGAGAUGGGUAGGCAAGAACCAUGCUCCCCACCGAUCCUCCUGAGCAGAUGGAGUAGGGAGACUGUUCUGUCCUGUCAUGGGAAUCACAGCACAUUUCACUUAUGUAUCAGGUGAAGUUGCUGUUCUUCGUGGCAGGGAACAUUUUCCUCCAGAGAAUGGGCAGAAAGUCACAAUCAGCCAAGGUGCCAAAGUUGCAAAGCAAGAGACAAUCAUCUGUUCUUGUGAUUGUAUGGUCUCCCUCCUUCAUGCCUCUUUAUAUCCUUGAUAUUUCUGUACCCCAUCCUGAGGAAGACAGUGAUCUAUAAGCUAAAACUUCUAAUACGCUGUGUACAUAUGUAUAGGCAAAUUUGCUAUCCAUUGGAAAGUCUCUACAUGCUUUAUGCAAAAUAACUCAUGUUGUGUGACACAAGAGAAGCUCUUCCCAGUCAUUCAAAGUUAUGCACAUAUCUAGUUUUGAUUUUGAUAAAUCUAAUGAAUGAUUGUAGAGUUGUCAAGGAAAAAGCCACAAGACAGAAAAAGGUGCACUAUUAAUUGUCCAAAGGUGCAUGCUUAGGUGACAAUCCUUAGUCUUCUUUAGGAAGGGACUCGGGGAGAAUAUGAUUUGUUGGGCAUCAUUGCCCAAAGAUGCUUAACAGUAGAGGUAUGCGAAACAUCAAGAGCUCAGAACAAUUGUCAACUUUAGAGUGGCUUGUUCAGAUUUUACCAGAAUACUGCUCUAGAAGAGUUUUCAAUUCAAAAGAGAAGUUUCAAGGUUGAAAUACUUCUAGAGCAAAUUAUUUCAGGUAAGGUUCAGAACAGCUAUUCUGAGCUUGACAUGUUUUGUAUAAAAUCUUUUUAGUAGCACUUUCAAGCAAAAGCUAUCAACAAGUCCACCUUCCAAGUUACCUGCUAUGGAACUGAAUUGGAAUUCAGUUUGGGUUCUCAUUGCUAAGGCUCUUGGUGCACAUUUGCCACACAGCUGCUAAACAGGCCUGAAGGCUUACUUCCAACUUUGAAUGUUAGGCGGGGAACAGACUGAACAAAAACUAGGACAGUUCUAUCCUUUUCUGUGAUUCCAAGUCGAGUCACUCCUCACAUUCAAAGUUGGAAGUAAGCCUUGAGGCCUGUUUAACAGCUGUGUGGAAAAUAUGCCCCAUGAAGCCUCAUUAAAGGCAGGACGCAGCUAACAUGCCACAUAGAAGCCUCUGAAAUAAAUGAAGCUGCUGCACUGUUUAACUAGUAAGUUUGAUCCACUGAAAAAAGUGAAACACAAUUUUAUUGUUCUUAUCUAGGGAUAAGCAAAGCCCAGCGCUUACAAGAGUGGGAUGUUUUAAUUACCUAAUAAAUUAAAAAUGGCAACAAAUUUAUAAUGGGCAGUUAUAAAAACGGCAGAGGACAGCCCUGCAUCUUAGCACAUGGAUUUCCUCUCCUAUAAAAGAGAUUUUCCUCUGUCUAAAAGCAAAGCAGUGUGCUUCUUGCUUCAGAAAUAGUUUUUUCCCCAUGUGCAUAUCAAUCAUUUAUUAAAGCUGAUUAUGUUUAGUUAACCAUAUUUUUUAAAGAAAGCCCAUAACCCCUCACUAUAUGAAGGAAAGCAUGUGCAUCAGCAAACAGGAAAAAAAGAAUGAGAAAAAGAAGUUUAGAAUAGAAUUAAAAUUGCCAAGAAAAAAGCCUUAAUCCUUUAAGGAUUUGGGAAGCUACGAAAUAUUGUUUUUAAGCACCUUGGGGACAUUCCCUUUAUCUUUAUGUAUAUGUGACAUAACUUUAAAAAAACCAAGGCCUCUUUGCAAUACAGUAACCGUUUCACAGAAUUGUGUAGCAAUCCCCAGAUUGAAUCUGUUGUGUCAAAAAUCAGCUGAAUGAAGGUAUUGUGAUUCUUUCUUGAAGGCAGUUUCCAGAAAUAUUGGAAAGGAUCAAGCUUAUUAUUCUGUUUGCUGGCAUUUUAAUUACUCUGCACCCAAUAGUAUAGGGACACUGCUUACAUACCAUAUGCCACAGUCAAGAAUAAAUCCCUCCUGUAGAUAUGAAAAAUUCAAUUGAAGAGAACUCCCCCCCUCCCCCCCCGAAUAUCCUUGUUGGAUUGAUGACAGUUCCAAGUAUGUAGCUCUGCAUCUCUAAUGUUACCAGUUGAGGAAAGAUCAGAAGAUGCCACAAAUGAUUCUUCUAGGAAUCUCCUAUUUCCUUCAGGAACCUCAACAUGGGAUUCAUUGCACUGAUGUGCCUAUAGACAUGUUCCACAAUAAUUUCAAGAUUUCCUAUUCUGUUUUUUAAAAUCAAAGCAAUACUUUAAAUAGAAAGUUGGUAAGCUGUGGGAAAAGCUGCCAGCUUCUGUCAUGUUCUUUAUGUCCAGAAGUGCCUCUGUUGGCCAGGCAGGGUCCUCAUAGAAGUGGCAGUGUUUUGCUGUUGAAAAUGUGACCAUGUUCUUAGAACAAAAGAUGAGCUAAUAGCUAAUAUUAAUAGGGUAGUAAAGAGCAUCGUUGCUCAUUUUCUUUCUGGUAAAGGGGAGUUUCAAACUGGCCCAACCGUCACAGCAGUCCUUCUGAGAAUUCACAAAUGGGCCUGACAGACAUUUUGUGAAGUUGUCAUAUUUCUAGCAUUUCAAAGGUUGCAACCAUUCAAAGUUACAACAGCAGUGAGAAAAGUAAAUUAUGACCAAUCUUCACCCUCACAAACAUCACACAUCCCCAUGGUCAUAUGGGCAAAAUGAGCUUGAAAACUGGGAUAUGUUUACGAUGGUUGUAGCAUCCCAGGGUCAUGUCUAUGGAGAUUCUCAGUAUUCAAGGUCAUGGUUGUCCCAAAGGUGCUUUUUCAAGAGGCAACUACGGUAAACUUUCUGUGGUUUUCUUUGAAGAUGUUUUGCUUCUCAUCCAAGAAGCUUCUUCUUCAAAGAAACACCAGAAAGUCCAGUUGCCUCUUAAAAAGGGACCUUUGGGAGCCCAGAGUCAUAUGAUUGCCAUUUGUAACCUUCCUAGCCAGGUUCCGACAAACAAAGUCAAUGAGAGAAGUUGGAUUCUCUUAAAAACUGUGUGGUUCAUUCAGCUGCAAUGAUUUACUUAACAAUCAGGGCAACAAAGCUCAUAAAAUCAGGCAUGAUUCACUUAGCAACAGAAAUUCUGGUCCCAAUUGAGAUUAUAAAUUAAGGACGACCCUGUACCCUUUUCUCUGGAGGAACUGGUGAACAUACAAAGUGAUAACAGUGCAGACUAAGAAAUCUUUUCUUCCGCGGAAGCUGUGCUAUCCUCUUUCGUUUCUGGCUUAAAAUAAGUCUACAGAAAGAUGAUUCUGCUUUGAGAUUCCUUUAGUUGAACCACAGUGUUUCUAGAGGGUAUUAGGCCAGGAAAGGCCAAAUUAAUUUUUCUUUCCCCAAUCUAUUUGGUCUUAAACAUCCAAAUCUUAAUAACAACAAAAAUAUCUUUUGCGCCCUCCUUCUGUAUUUUUUUUUAAUUUCCCAAAUAUAUUAGGAUGCAUACUACAUUAACAUUGAUUCGGUUAGAUUAUUUUCUUAUUGCUAAUGUAUUGCAAAAUCCAGAAAAUCUGUUACUUCAGUUAUGAGGUUAAGUAUGGUGUGUGAAUAUGACAAUCAAGCAAACCUUCCCACAUAAGUAGUUGGUGCCUUUUUAAAAAAAAAAUAGUUCUAAAGUACAGAUACUUGUUCUUGAUGGCAUGAACCUCAUAAAUAGGGUUUGGCCUAUGAAAUGGGGCAUAUAUCAUAUUUGUUUAUACAAUGCACUCAGCGGAGGCUUUUUUUAUUCAUGCCAAAACGAUAACAUUAGUUCAUUGGAACUGAAAGGAACAACAACAAAGAGAUUGUUGAUGAACAGCUGAACUUCCAAGUAUUUGGAAGAAUGCAUGUAACCCAACUGGGGUAAAAAGGGGAGAGAAAUGCAUGUUGCUCAUUUAAAAUCAACCCUUCAGAGUACAUUAUGCAAUUAUCUCAUGUACUAGCCAACAAAAUAGCAAGGAACAUUUUGUGGACAAUCAAAAGCAAAAGGCUGGGAUCUUACAAGUACCGCACCCAUGUUUACGAAGGAUGUAGCAAGGUAAUGGGCUACAAUUUUUUGCUAGGUCUGAGGGAAAGUCUUGGCUUAAAUCCCUUAGUUCUUUAGGAUCAUUGCUGCCUUUUGUUUACAGAGACAGACGUAAUUAACUUUUGCAUUGGAUUUAUGAAUUAAGAUUACACCUGUAGGAGGCUGCUGUUUAGAACAGAAUAUUGGAGAAAUGCAAAAUUUCUUACUUAAAGGAGAGAGUCCAGCAAGACCAAGGUCACAGCACUCAAUAUUCCUUGGAGUUUUUCCAUUCCAGUGGAAAAUCUUUGGCCAGGAUUCUUGCAAUUCCCAGAAACUUCCCUUGCAACAAUCGUAGUAUUGACUUAGUAUUAUUUCCAGGAUUGACGUAAAUUAUCAACAGUGGUAUUCUCUGCUGAGAAUACCCAAAGGGCAGCGCUUGUAAAGCAUUUUCAUCCAAGAUGGAAAAAUUUCCUUCAGUCGUUCUAUGCAAAAAAUACCACAAAUCUCUUCUUUGUCCAUGUGUGUGUCUAUGUGUUGAUUUUAUUUUUACUGCUCCAUAAUCCUUAAUUAACUCAUUUAAACUGAUGUAUACCAUGCCUGUUUAAAACGAUAGAGAAACUCUUCACUCUGUAUAGAGGGCAGAAGGGUCAGGUUUUCACAGCCCUCCUUGCCAGAAAAGAGAAAACCUACUCCACAAAACCUACCUCCACAGAACCGCAGAGGCUGUGUGGUUUCACAAGCCAGUCAGCCUUAGGCCAACCUUGAAAUUUCCUAAGACUUCUGGAAAGCAAUAGCCAUGAAAAGCCAUAAAAGCACUUAAUCCUCAUUUGAAAAAGGUCAUUUCUCUCAACCACCUUGGUUUUCAUAUGUAUGAUGUUUAAUAGAGCCUUAACUAUUUUAUAUGGCAAUAUUACAACCACAUGAUAUUGGCAAUGCUGAACUUGUUAUAUAUGCUUGCUAGAAUGAAAUAUUAUUAUUGGGGAAAACUCUGUAUAACUACUUCUUUUGUUGGUUUACAUUUUGAGCAAAUGACAUAUCAAAACAGAGCUCUUUGAGAGACAGCUGUGCCAAAGAAAACAUUUAAUACAUUUUUGUUGUGUUUGCAUUUUAUACAAAUGAACUGUUUUUAGCAGAUGUUUCUUGUUUAAUAUAUUAAAAGAACUGCAAUAUCCAA
This is a messenger RNA of Pantherophis guttatus, 9414 nucleotides long. It is a transcript of the gene ADGRA2, whose product is annotated as adhesion G protein-coupled receptor A2. Gene Ontology annotation, biological process: positive regulation of canonical Wnt signaling pathway; central nervous system development; G protein-coupled receptor signaling pathway. Gene Ontology annotation, cellular component: plasma membrane; Wnt signalosome. The record is from RefSeq and is a predicted model, not a curated record. Lineage: Eukaryota; Metazoa; Chordata; Lepidosauria; Squamata; Colubridae. Gene Ontology annotation, molecular function: protein binding; G protein-coupled receptor activity.